Molecule: messenger RNA, 990 nt
Organism: Colletotrichum karsti
Lineage: Eukaryota; Fungi; Ascomycota; Sordariomycetes; Glomerellales; Glomerellaceae
Product: nitrogen assimilation transcription factor nira
Exons: 5
Coding region: 1-990 (329 amino acids)
Biological process (GO): regulation of DNA-templated transcription
Molecular function (GO): DNA-binding transcription factor activity, RNA polymerase II-specific; zinc ion binding
Source: RefSeq, a predicted model, not a curated record
AUGGCACACCAGGUCAAGCUGCGACCACUCUUACCGCACACCUCGAACCGUCCAAACCCGCCCUCCGACCCAGCCCCGCUUCCAAAGAGAAAGAGACCACAGGUCUCCGCCGCGUGUAAUGGAUGUCGGAAACGGAAAGUCAAGUGCGACGGCGUCAGACCGAGCUGCUACUCGUGCUCCUACUCCAAGAUCCCAUGCGUCUACCCGGUUCCGGAGGGCCUGUCCCAGAGGGAGGCCCAGAAGCAGAAGCUCAGCGACGUCUCCAAGGCGCACGAGAACAGCCACAGGGUGCUCCAGCUACUCAGGGCGAGCCAGGACGGCUUUUCUUAUGAGAUCCUGCAGCAGCUGAGGCAGCCCGGACAUCUCGACGAUGCUAUUCAAGCAAUAGCAGACGCGAGUCUCUUAUUUCCUCAGGGCGACGACCAUGCGCCUGAGAAUGCCGACCCGGGCAUCACCCUGCCCCUGUCCCGCUGGACGACCGUCUCGCACGACGACAAGCUGCUGACCCGGCUACUCGAUCUCUUCUGGGCCUGGGACGGCACCCUCUCCCUCCUCGUAGACCGAGAGCUGCUCGCCGCCGAGCUGAGCACCGGCGUACCGGGGCCGGGCGAGAAGCACCGCUUCUGCUCGCCGCUCUUGAUCAACGCCAUCCUCGCCGUGUCAUCUCUACACUCGACCAGGGACUACUCCGCUUCGGCGGGCGAGGCCCUGAGUCUCUCCCAAAAGUUCGCAGAGCACGCGUUCGACUUGAUCGAGGCGGAAAGGGACUUGGGCUCCCUGACGCUCAUCCAGAGCGCCGCCAUCCUCUGGGUCUACGCCCGUAAUGAGGGGUCGCAGAUCUCGCAGGCCAGGGCCGCAAGACUGGCCGACUUGAUGAGGCAGUUAUGGUCGGCCUUGUUCGAUUCCCUGGAACAGCAGACAUCACGCGACUCCAGGCUCCGGCAGGCCAUCUCGCAGAUCUCGUGGGGGUUCUACUGCUUUUUUGCGUAA